AUGGAUUCUGACGACGAUAUUCAGCUGAACGACUCCGAUUCUGAUGGCGAAUCCGAGGAGAAGGGUACUCAGAUCCUCUCCUUCGCCGACUUGGAGACCAAGAUGAAAGAUGCCAUCUCAGAGAUCCAAGACAUUCUAGAAGUAAAACCAGGAGUGUGCAGAAUCCUGCUUCAGAAGCACAAAUGGGAUAAGAACUCUCUUCUGGAACGAUUCUACGAGCACCCCGAUACCAAUGAAUUCCUGAAAGCCGCUAAUGUGAUCCCCGAGGAGUCCGAAACUUUCCCAGAGCUACCCGUUCCCACGGACUGCGAUAUUUGUUGUAUGCCAGGAGAGCUCACUGGCCUCGCUUGCGGUCAUCUGGCGUGUAUCGAUUGUUGGAGGGCCUACAUCUCGGAUAGGAUCAACGAUGGGAAGUGUGAGGUCGAGUGUAUGACUGGGGAGUGUAUGCUGUUGAUGGAGGAUGAGAAGGUCAAUUUCUACAUCACCGACCCCAUAAUCCUAGAAAAACGCCGUCAACUCAUUGUCAACAGCUACGUGGAAAUCAACAAAUGUCUUAGAUGGUGCCCUGGGAAGAACUGCGGGAAGAUUAUCAAGGCCGCCCACAGCGAGCCGCACCUCGUCCAAUGCUCCUGCGGCACUCAAUUCUGCUUCUUCUGCGGUAACGACGGCCACGAGCCCGUCAGCUGCCGUUUGCUGAAACUGUGGGAGAAAAAGUGUCUUGAUGAUAGUGAGACAGCGAACUGGAUCAGUGUACACACCAAAGACUGUCCGAAGUGCUUGGCACCGAUUGAGAAAAUCAGUGGAUGCAACCGGAUGCUUUGCAGAAACCCGUCUUGUAAGUUCCAGUUCUGCUGGAUGUGUAUGAGAGAUUGGGAUGUGCAUGGAUACUCGCCGUGUAAUAGCUAUGACCCAAAGAAGGAGAAGGAUCGUGUGAAGAAUCGUGCGAACUUGGAUCGCUACCUGUUCUAUUAUAAUCGGUAUAAGGGACAUGGCGAUAGUUUGAAGUUGGAGAAAAAGCUCGUCAAAGCCGUCGAAACCAAAAUGGAAGUGUUGCAACAUCACUCUCAAAUCUCCUGGGCUGACGUUCAAUACCUGCCAAAAGCAGUGGAGACUCUCUCCACAUGCCGUCGCACCAUGAUGAACACUUAUAUCUUUGCUUUCUACUUGGAACAUAAUAACCACGCAGAGAUGUUCGAAGCAAAUCAAAGAGAUCUCGAAAUGGCAACGGAGCAACUCUCCGGGUUCUUGGAGCAAGAUUUGUUGUCACAAUCCGGACAGGAAAAAAUGAAGACGCUGAUUCAGAAUGUGCAGGACAAGUGUCGUUAUGUCGAGCAUAGACGCAAAAUUCUUAUGGAUCAUGUCGUCGAGGGAACCGAGCACGAUGUAUGGGUUUUUAGAGAGGAAUGA
Caenorhabditis remanei is the source of this 1407-nucleotide messenger RNA. RefSeq lists its product as uncharacterized. Gene Ontology annotation, molecular function: ubiquitin protein ligase activity; ubiquitin conjugating enzyme binding; zinc ion binding. Lineage: Eukaryota; Metazoa; Nematoda; Chromadorea; Rhabditida; Rhabditidae. The coding region runs from base 1 to 1407 and encodes 468 amino acids. The record is from RefSeq and is a predicted model, not a curated record. Gene Ontology annotation, biological process: ubiquitin-dependent protein catabolic process; positive regulation of proteasomal ubiquitin-dependent protein catabolic process; protein polyubiquitination. The transcript is spliced from 6 exons. Gene Ontology annotation, cellular component: nucleus; cytoplasm; ubiquitin ligase complex.